UUUGUUCUUUCUACUCAAUCUCCCUCCAAAAUCGCUCAGAGUCCGUCCUCCUGAACUGUUGCCUCGACUCCCCAGCUAAGAACCCGCCAAUCAGCCAACCGGUUCGCCCAAACCCGGUUGUGGAAAUACCCUAAAACCCACGUCCCUCCAUGGCCUUGACCUCUCGCACUCAUGGCGUCACUGGACGGAUCCGAACCGCCACAUCCAAUCUCCACGAGGACAACCAGUCUCUUAUCUCGAUAUUGGGAAAGCUUUCAGUUUGAUGAAGGAAAUUGCAGUUGAUUUUGAAAGGGCUAAGCAGUUUGAGAUGAUCAUAGAUUCAAGAUAUGAAGCAUUUGUCGAGAUAUGAAAAACCCGAAAAUGGGACAGGUGAAAGAGCUCGAAAAUGCCGUUGUUGAAUUGGUGGAUACUUAUGAAGACUGUUCGCAUUUUUCGUCGGCAAUUGAAUCUGUUGGAGUUAUAUACCAACCUGGGCCAGAGCUUACGGAUUUCGAUAAGUUGUUCAAGAAUGAGGUUGCACAGCUGAAGGCAAACUCAUCUUCAGUUCCCCAAAACCAUCCACUAAUGCGUCAAUUCCGGGAAGGUGUCUGGUUGGACAAUGCUAAAAGCAAGCAUAAUGAAUUGAAAGUUCAUCAUGCAGGAGAGCCUAUGCCAGGUGAAGAGCAGGAAGACAUUAUAAUGACGAGCAACCAAAGCACUAUUUUGAAUGUCACUUGCCCAUUGAGUGGAAAGCCUGUCAUUGAACUGGAGCAUCCAGUUCGGAGUAUCAUAUGCAAGCAUGUUUAUGACAAAGGGGCAAUCACCAGUACUUACGGGGAAACAACACACGCUGCCCUGUUGCAGCUUGCCCUGCGAAAUUGCAGCUAGAUAAAGUGAAGCAUGAUCCAUUGUUAGCCGCGGAGAUUGAUGACUUGCGUAAAAUGCAGAACCAGGGUGUCAUGACUGAUGUGAUGGAUGUCACCGAGUUUGAAGAGUGAUUGGAUGAUUUCGCUCUAAAACGACAUUUCAGCUUGGCUAUUUCGACAUGCUUGAAGGUCGUCGUGAAGCAGCCAUGUGCAUUCCGUAGAAUGGUUUUGUAUAGAGUGACCUAUUUUGAUGAUAUUGCAGAUGUUGUAGUUGAAAGCACUUCCAGUUCCUUGUAUUCAUUAACUGAUACUGGAGAUGAUUCAAUUUUCAAUUUGCCAAUCAAGGGUAAUGACAUAUUUACCAUUUUAACCAUCAA
Messenger RNA from Malus domestica (apple), 1222 nucleotides. The record is from RefSeq and is a predicted model, not a curated record. NCBI's taxonomy places the organism in Eukaryota, Viridiplantae, Streptophyta, Magnoliopsida, Rosales, Rosaceae.